UGAUUGCUGUUAGAACACUAUUGCAUCUACCACCCCUCAAUGUAUGCUUCCGGCACCAGUGGAAUAUACUGAAAGCUCAAGACAGAUGUGCAGCACCAAGGAGGGACUGUGAACUACUUUGGAUAGCACUGAUACAUUAUAUUUUUGGUGCACCUCUUCUUGUUGCAUCAACUUGUCUAAAGAAUGCAGUCCAUCAGAGACAUGAAGUCCAACUUUAUUGCUCCACCCUCGUCCUCUAUUCCCGGUGGUCCCGAUGCCUAUCACCAAGGCAACAUCAGGAUGACUCUGGAGGACCCAGAACUCUGGAAGUCUUUCCAUGAAAUUGGAACAGAGAUGAUUAUCACUAAACCGGGCAGGAGAAUGUUUCCACACUGUAAAAUCAACCUUUCUGGGCUGAUGCCUUGUUCCAAGUACAUCUUGUUGGUUGACAUGGUUCCUGUGGAUGGUUUCAGGUAUAAGUGGAAUAAAGAGAAAUGGGAAGUGGCUGGGAAGGCGGAGCCACAGCCCCCUUGUCGGACGUACCUGCAUCCAGACUCUCCAGCCCCUGGGAGCCACUGGAUGAAACAGACCGUCUCCUUCCUCAAGCUCAAGCUUACCAACAACACUCUGGACCAGCAUGGCCAUAUCAUUUUGCACUCCAUGCAUCGCUACCACCCGCGCUUCCACAUUGUCCAGGCAGACGACAUGUACAGUGUACGCUGGAGUGUCUUCCAGACCUUUACCUUCCCUGAGACCUCCUUCACCUCCGUCACUGCUUACCAGAACACUAAGAUAACCAAGCUGAAGAUUGACCACAACCCAUUUGCAAAAGGCUUUCGAGACGAAGGAACUAAUACAAAAAGGCGUGCUAACAGAAACCCAGCCUGCCCAGAGAAGAAAGCAAAGAAAAUUGAUUGUCUAAGCAGAGAGUCAGAUGAGGACAGCCCUCCUGACUUCCGCAGGUCAUCAUAUGAGGGAUACGAAGGAGAGCAGGCAGAACUCCCUAAAACCAAAGAGGAGGAAGUGGUGAAAGAGGAGGGCUACUCCCCCUGGGGGCCUGAGAGGGAGCAUGGCCACCACGUCCGGACAGACUCACCCCCUGGACCUGACACCAGGGAAAUGUACAAUGCAGAGCAGCUAGUACCAGCCCCAGCUUCAUACCAGCCUUACAGGUUCCAUGAAUACGGGAAGUCUCCAUCUCCCUCCUCCAGCAUAGGCAGCAGCAAUGGGGGUUCUGGACGGGCCAGCUUUGAGUCCAGAGUCCCUGAUGUAGCCACAGUCCCAGAGCAUGAAGCCUCCAAGCCCUCUACCCAUGAGAUUGGACCAUCUCCCUGUGGACCCCAACCCCCGGCAGGACAUCCCCAGGACUACACAGCGGUGCUCAACAUGGCCCAGGCAGGCAAGCCAGGGGUCCUCAGCCACCACAUCUACACCCCUUACAGCGCCGAGCAGACCCUGGGCCAGUGGAGCGGCCCCAGCCCUGUCCAGUACCCUCCCCCUCACCACCUGCCUGCUGACUACAGUACCCCGGCUGUUCACCAUGGAUAUCACCAUGGCAAUGUGGCUGAGUGGAGCCAGUACCCACUCUUCUCCUACUCGUGCUGGUGAAACAAUUUCCUCACAGUUUCUCCCAAAAGAGAAGGACUGCAGUCUCACAAGUGACUCAGCGAGACCUCAUAAAUGCUACUAUGCCGUCAUACCUGUGUUUCCUCUGUCCCAAGUCCAGCAUCACACCCUGCUGACUGCUGAUCCAGAGCUCACGGCCAUGCUACUGUAUGCUGGGGCUGAAAGUGAAGCACCUGGGUCAGGAGAAACGCCAACCAGCAGAGAGGAUACCGGAGUGGAACAGAGACAAUAUGCUUCAGAAUGACCGCCAGAGUAGUGGUGUGGACUGGUCUGAUAUCA
Coregonus clupeaformis (lake whitefish) is the source of this 1884-nucleotide messenger RNA. It is a transcript of the gene tbx16, whose product is annotated as T-box transcription factor 16. The transcript has 9 exons. The coding region runs from base 184 to 1587 and encodes 467 amino acids. Gene Ontology annotation, molecular function: DNA-binding transcription factor activity, RNA polymerase II-specific; RNA polymerase II cis-regulatory region sequence-specific DNA binding. Gene Ontology annotation, cellular component: nucleus. NCBI's taxonomy places the organism in Eukaryota, Metazoa, Chordata, Actinopteri, Salmoniformes, Salmonidae. Gene Ontology annotation, biological process: positive regulation of DNA-templated transcription; regulation of transcription by RNA polymerase II; pattern specification process. The record is from RefSeq and is a predicted model, not a curated record.